Molecule: messenger RNA, 1011 nt
Organism: Mesorhabditis belari
Lineage: Eukaryota; Metazoa; Nematoda; Chromadorea; Rhabditida; Rhabditidae
Source: the annotation of a GenBank genome assembly
AUGGAGCUAAACUACCAGAAUUGCUUGCAACUCGCUCCACACGCUCUUGUCUCGUUGGCGUUCGUUGGCUCAAUCUUCCCAUACCUCAACGCGCACUACCGAUCACUUUCACAACAAACGGCUCACUCCCUGCUGGCUCUUUUCUAUCUAGUGUGUCCAAGGUGUUUCCUGGCGGUCACGGUGACAUCAAACUUCAAUGUGUUGCACAUUUUCUUGCAGAAUUUCAUCGCCGCCGCUCAUAUUGGCAUCGCUUACUAUAUCCGCGCUACCGCCAAGUCCGAGGCAAGGGAUGAACAAGGCAUUAUCUUUGCCCGUGCCAUCACCGCUUUUAUGUCAAUCUUUACGAAACUCUUUGUGGCUUGGCAUGUCUCAGAAAAAGGAUAUAAAGGAGUCGGGAUCUCGGAUUGGUUCGUUAUCUGUUCCCUGCUCACUGAUGGAGUUUGGUUUUUCACGGAAACGUUGAAAUUCUUCCUCAACCGUCGCACUUUCAAAGAUGAAGUUGAUGAGAUGUGCAAGAGGACUACACUUUGGUUGGAGGGAAAAGGCUCUUUCUAUGCGGAGAACUCGUUUUAUGCUGAUGCUGCUUUGUCACUCUUGCAAGCGAUGCUUCAUUUCGCUUUCCCCAAUCAUAUUCUCAAAUUGGUGAUCCGUUCCGAAUUCACUCUCGACUCCCAUCACAUCAUGUGGUGUCGUCUGUUCGGUGUGAUGUCUCUCCUUUCAUCAAUCAUUUCCCUUCAUGCUCGUCACUUCUCUCCACAGGCUCAAAUCCCAUACUUAGCCAGUCGACUUGUGACUCAAAUGGUGAUCUUCGGACUGAAUGUAUGGGGACAUUGGGUGUUGAAUGUCUAUGGAGCGAAUCAUAUCACUCCAUUCAUGAUCUCCGGCUUCUACACAUCUUUUCUCUUCUCUACGUAUUUUCGACUGAAAAAAUUGUAUAAUGAUGCAGAGAACCCUAACCGCACCACUGUCACCGCCCGAAUUGUCAAAAAUGUUGAUGAGAAGAAGGAGGAA